AUGCCCCGUCCACCCCCCUCCUUCUCAAACUCCCUCCUCCCAAGCCAACGCACCAUGACCCCCGCCGACGCCCGCCGCUUCGCCGCCAGCGUAGACGAUGCCGUGGCCCUCUUCAACCAAGAAGCAUCCGCCCCCGCCCUCGCGGCCGCACACGACCCCCCCACCUCCAACUUCACAAGCAUCUUCAACACGCCCACCCCCCCACCCCCCGCAAGCCUCUUCUCCCCCAACAUCUCCCCCACCGACACCUCCCUCCUCGACCGCCCCACCAUGGCCGACAGACGCACCGCCGGCCGUACACGCUUCGCCGCCAACGGGCUUGGUGCCCUCCCUGCAGACACCACGAGUGACCUCCUCCGCCCCCGCUACAUCGACCGUGAGUCUACCAACGCUGCUGCUGACAACAUCGCGCGCAACGACGGCAUCAUGACCACCGCCUUGGAGGACACUGAGAUGGCCGAAGGCGAGAGCCCGAACGACGACGACGACGAGGACUCCAGCGAGAACGAAAGCGGCAGCGAGGACGACGGCGAGAACAUGAUCACCGAGCAGGACUGGGUGGAGAGGCGCCAGGCCGUGAACCUGGAGCGGAUCCGCGCGAGGCUGCCGCUGGUGGCCGGCAAUGAGGAGCUUGAUAGCGAUGAGGUCCUCAGGGCUCUGGAGGCAAGGGUUUCUAGGCGGAUCAGGGAACGGGAGGACGCGGCGCACAGAAGGAGGCUUGGUGGUAGGUUGGCGCUGGGUGGGCGUCCGAUUAUGAGUGGGAGGACUAUCACGAUGGAGAGGCCGCAGGUCCCGGCGGUGGUGUGGCCGGAUGCGAGGAAUAUGACGAGGGAGGAGCUGGCGGAGUAUAAUAGGAAGGCGAUUGCAGAGGACAGGGAGGAGAAUAGGAAGUGGAAUGAGGAGAGAGAUGCGAAGGCUGCGAAGGAGAAGGAGGAGAGGGAGAGGGCGGGUCAGUAG
Messenger RNA from Morchella sextelata, 957 nucleotides. RefSeq lists its product as uncharacterized. Bases 1 to 957 code for a protein of 318 amino acids. The record is from RefSeq and is a predicted model, not a curated record. Lineage: Eukaryota; Fungi; Ascomycota; Pezizomycetes; Pezizales; Morchellaceae. The transcript has a single exon.